Emys orbicularis (European pond turtle) is the source of this 3279-nucleotide messenger RNA. RefSeq names its product TBC1 domain family member 15 (gene TBC1D15). Gene Ontology annotation, molecular function: GTPase activator activity. The transcript has 18 exons. The record is from RefSeq and is a predicted model, not a curated record. The coding region runs from base 64 to 2130 and encodes 688 amino acids. NCBI's taxonomy places the organism in Eukaryota, Metazoa, Chordata, Testudines, Emydidae. Gene Ontology annotation, biological process: activation of GTPase activity.
UUGUUGUGGAGCUGUUGGAAGCACGUGAAGCGCGCAACGUCAUCAUAAACACUAGUAGGGAAAAUGGCGGCUCCUGCGAGCAGCAAGGUUGUGUAUGAACAAGAAGGGGUUUUCAUUCAUUCAUCCUGUGCAAAAAAUGAUGACCAGGACAGUAUAAUAUCAGGAGUACUACGUGUCAUAGAAAAGGAAGCUGAAGUAAUAGUAGACUGGAGACCAUCGGAUGAUACUUUGGACUCUUCCAAUAUCCUCUGUGCUGGAAAGGAUUCCAGUUCAGUUGUAGAGUGGACACAAACCCCUAAAGAAAAAUCUCCACGAGGGUUAGACCACCAGAAUAAUUAUGAAGCAGAAUGGGACAUGGUCAACACAGUCUCGUUUAAAAAGAAGCCACGUUCUAAUGGAGAUGCUACAACUCAUGCAAAUGGAGAAAGCAAGUGGUCAUUCCAGUUCAGUUUGGCAGAUCUGAAGUCAAUCAAACAAAACAAAGAAGGCAUGGGAUGGUCUUAUUUGGUAUUCUGUCUAAAGGAUGAUGUCAUCCUCCCAGCUCUUCACUUCCAUCAUGGUGAUAGCAAAUUAUUGAUUGUGUCCCUUGAAAAAUAUGUGGUAUUGUGUGAAUCUCCACAGGAUAAAAGAAUUCUUCUUGUCAAUUGUCAGAACAAGAGUCUUUCACAAUCUUUUGAAAAUCUCUUUGAUGAACCAACAUAUGGUCUAAUACAGGGAGAACUACUAAACAGAAGAAAGACAUUUUGGGCCAUUCACCAUUGGAAAAAAUUGAAGAAGGAUCCAUAUACAGCAACUAUGGGAGGAUUUUCCAAAGUGACAAACUAUAUUUUUGAUAGUUUGCGAGGAAGUGACCCUUCAACUCAACAACGACCACCAUCUGAAAUGGCAGACUUCCUCAGUGAUGCUAUUCCAGGACUAAAGAUAAAUCAACAGGAAGAACCAGGAUUUGAAGUUAUUACACGCAUUGAUCUAGGUAAACGACCUGAUGUUAUCAGAAGAGAGCCAGUGUCUGCUGAAGAAUGGACUAAGAACAUGGAUUCAGAAGGAAGAAUCUUAGAUGCUGACUCCAUAAAGCAAAUGAUAUUCAAAGGGGGACUCUGCCAUGCUUUGAGAAAAGAAGUAUGGAAAUUCCUCUUGGGUUAUUUUCCUUGGCACAGUACUAGAGAGGAAAGAACUAAUUUGCAAAAAAGAAAAACAGAUGAAUAUUUCAGGAUGAAACUUCAGUGGAAAUCAGUCAGUGAUGAGCAAGAAAAACGAAAUUCAAGAUUAAGAGAUUAUAAGAGUCUUAUAGAAAAAGAUGUAAACAGAACUGACAGAACAAACAAGUUCUAUGAAGGCCAAGAUAAUCCAGGAUUGAUCUUGCUUCAUGACAUUUUGAUGACCUAUUGUAUGUAUGACUUUGAUUUAGGGUAUGUUCAGGGAAUGAGUGACUUGCUUUCUCCUGUCUUGUAUGUCAUGGAAAAUGAAGUGGAUGCCUUUUGGUGCUUUGUAUCAUACAUGGAUCAAAUGCACGAGAACUUUGAGGAACAAAUGCAGGGUAUGAAGACACAGCUAAUUCAACUGAGUACUUUGCUUCGCUUGCUAGACAGUGGAUUUUGCAGUUACUUAGAAUCUCAAGACUCGGGAUACCUUUAUUUUUGCUUCCGAUGGCUUCUGAUCCGAUUUAAAAGAGAAUUUAGCUUUCAAGAUAUUCUUCGAUUAUGGGAGGUAAUGUGGACAGAGCUGCCUUGCCAGAAUUUUCAUCUUCUCAUCUGUUGUGCUAUCCUGGAAUCUGAAAAGCAGCAAAUAAUGGACAAGCGUUAUGGUUUUAAUGAAAUACUAAAGCAUAUCAAUGAACUGUCUAUGAAAAUUGAUGUGGAAGAUAUACUCUGUAAAGCGGAAGCAAUUUCUAUCCAGAUGAUGAAUUGCAAGGAAUUGCCUCAAGCAGUUGGUGAGGUCCUGGGGAUGGAGACCAGUGCUGUUACAACACCAGAUUCGGACACUGGAGAAGAUGAAAGUGUUACUGUGAUGAGUCGUUCUGCAUCAACAUAUCAAAAUCUCUCAAUGCCUGUAACUGCUGCCAACGGAACAAGAGAGAACGCACAACAGAUGGCUGUGACACAUAGUGCCCAAAGAUUGACACCUACAUAAUUACACUUGGUUAAAUUCUUGAAGAGACACUUUACUGCAGCUCUUUUUUUCAAGCACUUGAGAGGUGGAUGUUUAAAAUUUGGUGUUUGAUUAAGCUUUAAGGUUUUGGAAAGAAAUUCUGUACUGUAAUGCUCUUGCAUUAAAGCUUUACAACAUGACCUGACCUAAUUAUUUUUGUAGUUACUUCUACCAAAAUAGCCUUUUGUUUUCAAUAACAUUCCUUACUAUUUUUGUAGCAAAGUGCAUUUCUUUUCUGGUGAUGAACUGGAAAUGGCUAAUAGUUACAAGGUGGGUGAUUUGGGAAUGAUGCAUCUGCUGAGUUUUGACUUACUAUUCUGAGCUUUGGUGAUUCUUUGGUUUGAUCAGAUUCAAAAUGGGUGAACUGAAGCUCCUGUACAGCAUUUCCAUGCUGAAAAGAUGGUGAUUUCCAGAAGAGGAACAUUUUGUAAAUGAACAGAGGUUUUUCCUUCUCAAAUGUUUACAGAAAUAUUUCUUGCUGUUUGAAUGUACAUUUGAAAUGGACGUUUUGACUUAUGACUUAUGUGUAUCCCAGGAAUGGAUAAACAAUAUAUUUUUUACAUUUAACAUCUCUUCACUUACACAUAUAUAUAUAUACUACCUACAUAAGCAAUUAUUUGUGAAUACUAAAAAUAGGCAUAUUUUCAAUAUUUGAAUAAACUUGACUGUUCAUUAGUCAAUUUGACCGAAUUAAUACACAACAAUUUCAACCUGGGCUCUUUUUGAAAACUAUUUUCUAAAUAAUUACUAUUUCUUGUGGGUAUGAUCAGUCCUACACCUGGUGUAAUUUUACAAUUAAUUUCUUGCGAAGUUUAUCUUUACCAAUAAUGUUUAUUAAAUUUGCUAGUAGUAUAUUAACUGAUCAGUAAACUCCUACUUAAACUGUUUCUAUGUCAGACUCUUUGGGACAUUUAAAAGCAGGUACAAAACUCUUGGAAAAUAGUAAUCACAAUGAUCUUAAUAAAACAUUUUUUUUGUAUAUGAAAAAGGCAGUGUGAGUUUAUACCAUGCCAUGCUGUAUGAUUUUCUUAAGUCUUGUGGUAUUUAACAUAACUGAUUCAAUAUAUUCAUUGUUAUUUCGCAACUAAUGUACAUAUUAUAAAAUAAACCUCAAAAUCAAUUUAGUGUUUU